AUGUGGAAGACGCUCAUCUCCUCCAGCUGGACUAAGGAGCCAGUGCUGCAGAUCCUCUUCCAUGUGCUGGAAUACUGGCCAGCGCACAGGAGACGCACCUCUGAUGGGGAUGAGAGGGAUGUCUUUGCCCUGGCUGCAACUGUGGCACUCUGGGAGAUCCUCCAGCUGUCCCACUCCUGGUGCCCAAGUGCAGUGAAGGACAAUUUCCCGCGCCUCCUUCUGACUCUGCUCUUCCAAGUUUUCAUCAGCACAGAGGAGAUGUCAGAGGAGGUCGAGACCUUCUGGAGGCGAUGCCGGGAGCAGCGCAGCCUUCCCCCCAACCCCAACAGGUUUGCAGUGCAGACUGUUAAAGCCCUGCUGCGCCAGCUGCUGGAUGAGGACGUGCUGAUGGCGAUCGGUCGCAAGUGUGGCUGGGACAUGCUCCUCAAAGCUGACAGCCACCACUAUGCAGUGGGUCUGCUGGCCAGGGAGCUGUGCCAUGUCUCCUGCUCCUUCGGUCGCAGCAUCGCCGUCAGCCUGCUCCCGCGGCUCAGCAGGGGAGAGCCCCUGUGGGAACUGCCUGCCCUGGCGUUCCUGGUGGAGGUCCUGCACUGCCUGAUCCCCAGACAAUAUGGGCCCAGCAUCCUGCAGAUUAUUUCCAGGCACCUGCGCAGUCAGUGCCCGGAGAGGCGUCGCCUGGCGCUCCGAGGCCUGGUGGUGCUCAGCAAGGCUCCCUCAAUGGCUAAGAGCAUCCGGAGCCUGAAUGAAAGCCUCCUGGAGCUACUGCAGGAUGCAGACACGGACGCGGUUGAGAUGACUCUCACUGUGUUCAUCAAUGUGCUGGGCUUGAAAAUCAUCCAAAUAUCCAGCCCAAUAGCCCUGAAGUUGCUUGAGGCGCUGCGGCCACUCUUUGACAACGAGCACAGCCAGCUGCAGCAGCUCUCCAUGCUCCUCUUCCGGGAGGUGAUGGAAGCGACAGAGAGGAGCAAGAGCCUAAAGCCACACGUGUACCUGAGUCUGGUGCCAUUCUACUUCAACUGGCACGAUGAGAACCAGCGUGUGGCAGAGGCCUCUCGGAGAGCACUGUUUGGUGCAGCCAGGUUCCUGAAGUGGAGGGAUCUUGAGAACUUGGUGACCAUGGAGCAGCCGUGGAGGUUUCCCGAGUGCCUGCUGGAAAAGGACAGGAGCCGAGUGGGCCAGUACGUGCGCCAGGCCCUGCCGUUCCUGGAGAGCCCAGAGGAGCCCCUGCGAAAGCUGGCCAUCAAGUUUCUGGGGAUCGCCGCCAGGUCCAUGAAGCAGGAGCAGCCAGAGAUGCAGCUCAUCUGCCAAGCCCUUCAAGACAUCACUGAUGACAGCCCUGCCAUCUCAGACCUGGCCCGUCAAACGCUCCACAUCAUCAGAGCUGUACGGAGAACUUCAUUCUUCCCAUUCUGGUAGUCUCCGUUGCUGCCUCUUCCAGCCCGUAGAAGUGUGACAGAUGACAUCAGACUCGCCAUGGCAGGCCUGGCAAUUCAACACUGCUACGUGCUGAGAGCUGUACAGAUGGCUCCCUACUGCAGAUUCCAGCAGCUCCAAGACUGGCUGUGCAGAGCAUGGCAGACCCAGCCUUUUCCGCAGGGCAGUGUCUGCCUGUGCUGCUGCAGCUCUGUGGAGAACUGAUGCAGGAAGCUCCAUCUCCUGGAGCCACCUGAGCCUGUGGGGAAGAUGCCUCUUCCCUGCAAGCACCUCCUUUGAGCCCAGCAUGGGAACAUGACCAACAUGUUAUCACGCA
Messenger RNA from Pseudopipra pipra, 1750 nucleotides. Its product is annotated as maestro heat-like repeat-containing protein family member 7. The record is from RefSeq and is a predicted model, not a curated record. The coding region runs from base 1 to 1416 and encodes 471 amino acids. The transcript is spliced from 11 exons. Gene Ontology annotation, cellular component: cytoplasm. Lineage: Eukaryota; Metazoa; Chordata; Aves; Passeriformes; Pipridae.